AUUUAGUGUUUUAAUGUUGUUGUUGGGUUUGAUCUGAAAUUGGAGAGGCACAACUACGCGGCCCAUUGCCCAUCGCUACAUAGUGUACAACCCAGAGCUCGAUCGUUGUCUUGCCGUUGUUAAAAGAUAGUCAAAAGCAAGCAAACCGAAGCUAAAGAUGGAUGAAGAGCAGUACCACCAAGAAGGCGUGAUGGAGGUCCCGGUACGUGUGAUCCGAAACGACGAUCCGGAGGGCGAAGUGCUGGUUGCCGCGGUUGCGGAACAGGGUGUGGACAACGUCGGUAAUGAUGAUUCCGAUGGCGAAGAAGAGGGCGAAGAGGUCGCAGAAGUGCCAUUGGCAGACUUGAUACUGGAUCCGCUGGAUCCACGUCGAAUGCAGCUAACAAAUGAAGAGCGUCAAUGGGCUCUCAAUAUCAAGCAGGCCAUCACCGCAUCCCCAGAAAUCAAUGACAUGAGCGACUUUUCGUAUGCCCAAUUGGCUCUAACUGACAGGGGAGAUCUGCAAGCGGCCUUGGAACGGGCAGCACAUAUGCAAGCCUUUCGAGAAGAAUACAAAAUCUUGGAUUCAAUGGAAGACGGCAUGCGGUCGCUGAAGACAACCUUGCAAGUCUUUCCCGCAGCCUUCCUCUCCUUCUCGUACUCCAACAGCCACGGCUCGUACUGUUUCGUAUAUGAUAUGGCAGCCUUCGAUUUGUACAAGCUAAAUAAACAACCAGGCUUGUUCCAGUCCGGCAUGUGGGGAAUCUAUUACCUUGGCCAUUGCAUGGCACCCGACUUUCAAAGCAUGCGACGCGGGGCCAUUUUUCUGGUCGAAUGUCAAGGCUUUGAUUGGAAACGAAACGUGGAUCUCAAAACCAUAAGGACAAUAUGGGUGGAUUUCCUUGCCGUGUAUCCAUUUCAAAUUCAGAAAAUGAAGUACUUCCAUUCAGGCUUGUUUAUCAAUCUCAUCAACUCUCUCAAAAAGCGAUUCUUACCGAAGCAUAUCGUUGACAAGAUGGAAAUCGGGUGCAUGUUCGAACGAAGACUCAGUGAUAUCUACCUCGUGCCCGAUAUAGAUGCUGCUGCACAACGCCUCCUGUCGGCUCUGGAAUGCUCGCUAAACAGAAGAUAUGAAAAUGAAAGAUCUUUUGUUCUGUCAGGAUGUUGACUUCGAUCCAGCAAAAGAGCUCAAAUAUCGCUUCAGUAAAUUGGAGCGAAAUGUGCCCCAACAGCCAUGCGGUUUUUUAUUUUUGACCAAUCGAGGGGGGAGCCUCGAACAACGAUUACCAAUAGAAUCUUGUUGCUAGCCACACGGUUUUCAUUGGGCAUUCUGUGGGGUGUCUCGUGGCGACGUUAUCCCGGUGCUCGGAAAUCUGGUAAAGAGAGACGGCGGAAAGGUCGGAGUGUGCAUUAAAGAUGAGGAAUACACCGCGGAUUGGCUGGGGAGGUUCACACCACCACGGAGCAGCCCGAAACCCCGUCAUCUUCAUUCUUCUUCCUUAGACACCAGAGCAAUGCUAAAGGUAACAUAUACAGGCAGAUGGUUUUAAAAUAGGUACACAAGUGCAUUGCUG
This is a messenger RNA of Seminavis robusta, 1553 nucleotides long. The record is from the annotation of a GenBank genome assembly. Lineage: Eukaryota; Bacillariophyta; Bacillariophyceae; Naviculales; Naviculaceae.